CUCCAAGAACCUCGCCUCGGCUAGGGCUAGUGAGGCGCAUAUCUGCAUGAAGAUCGAUUGGAGUACAGACUCGCAGGAAUUCAUUCUCAUAUCUCCACAAAACAUACACUGCACGUAAGGACUGCCUGGACGAGUUGCUCUUACAGCACAGUCCAGACGACUCCACGAACUCCACGAGGAUGGCGCCAACCAAACAUAAAGCGAUGAUCAACGUCGAUAUGGGCGAGGCCUACGGAAACUACAUAUGUGGUCCGGACAAAGAGCUUCUCCCCAUGAUAGACCAUGCAAAUGUUGCCUGCGGCUUCCAUGCAGGCGAUCCCCUAGUGAUGGCCGAGACUGUGGCAUUGUGCAAGGCGCACAAUGUCAAGAUCGGUGCCCAUCCAGGUCUUCCCGAUGUCCAAGGCUUCGGACGUCGAGAGAUGACUCUCUCGCCUGAGGAGCACACGGCCAAUAUAGUCUGCCAGGUUGGUGCUCUUCAAGGAUUCCUUGCACGAGAGGGUGUGGAACUGCACCAUGUCAAGCCCCACGGCAUCCUGUACGGCAUGAUGGUACGCAACAUAGAUAUCGCGCGGGCGGUAUGGGCUGGUGUCCCGCGAGGGGUUCGAGUGUUCGGCUUGGCUGGCACUCACAUGGAGACGGCCGCGAAAGAGGCUGGCUUCGAGUUCGUGGCGGAGUACUACGGCGACGUCAAAUAUCGAGCGGAUGGGACACUGAUCGUCGACCGGAAGAAGAAGCCCUGGCUGACGGAGGAUGUGAAGAAGCAUGUCCGCCAGCAGUUGGAGGAUAGUACUGUCACAGCUGUUACUGGCGAGGUCGUCGACUUACCAGUCAAGGAUUAUCCGAUCAGCAUCUGCUGCCAUUCAGAUUCCCCGGGUUGCAUAGAGAUUGUCAAGGCAACAAAAGAGAUUGUAGACGAGUUCAACCAGAAAAGAGGGGUGUAGAUAUUCGGAGCGAACUGGUCCAUGAGCAUGGGUUGAAAAUGCUGGCUAGGCUAAUCCUUGCCUGAUAGUCUGGCAAUGGCAACUGCUUGUCCACUCUCCACAGUGUCGCCGGGCUUGAUUAGUAUGCGGUCAAGGGUGGCACCAAUCAGUCUCUCCGGAACAGCGAC
Molecule: messenger RNA, 1108 nt
Organism: Exophiala xenobiotica
Lineage: Eukaryota; Fungi; Ascomycota; Eurotiomycetes; Chaetothyriales; Herpotrichiellaceae
Product: lactam utilization protein lamB
Exons: 2
Coding region: 180-941 (253 amino acids)
Biological process (GO): carbohydrate metabolic process
Source: RefSeq, a predicted model, not a curated record